Molecule: messenger RNA, 861 nt
Organism: Spirometra erinaceieuropaei
Lineage: Eukaryota; Metazoa; Platyhelminthes; Cestoda; Diphyllobothriidea; Diphyllobothriidae
Source: the annotation of a GenBank genome assembly
AUGAUUACGACUGAUCGAGACACGCAGUUUGAGUCCACACUUUUUCAAACUCUCCUAAACUUCCUUGACUGCACACGUAUUCGGACGACGGCCUACCACCCAGCUGCCAACGGCAUGGUUGAGCGUUUCCACCGCCAGCUAAAAACUCCACUGCGAGCCGCAGAAGAUCCCGAAAACUGGUCAGACAAUGUACCCGUUGCACUACUUGGCAUUCGUGCGGCACUGAAGUCAGACUUGGACUGCAGCGCAGCCGAAUUGGUUUUCGGCACUACCCUCCGACUCCCUGGUGAGAUGGUCACCCCAACCUCUCGUGGUGCCAAAGAGAUCCCCGAAAAUUUUGUGCAUCGUCUGCGACAAUUCAUGCGCUCGCUUUCCCCGGUUCCACCUCGAGCUCCAUCGACCGAGUCUUAUGUUGAAAAAGGUUUAGCCAACUGCACCCAUGUGUUCGUUCGGUGUGAUCGUGUGCGAAAGCCGUUAAAAUCACCAUUCGAAGGACCGUUCCGUGUGCUUGCACGUAACAGCAAGACCUUUCGGAUCCUGCGAGGUGACAAAGAGAACGAAGUCAGCAUCGACCGGGUCAAGGCUGCAGUUGCAGAGGAGCCCCCGGACGUGUCUCAAGGACAAGCAUGUGCUGACCCCAUACCUCCUCCCACUCCUUUUCCACUUUCCUUACCUAUCCCUCCGUCCCGUAUACUUCCUCUUCCUUCUUGUUCGCAGCAUCAAACUGCAACCUCUUCCUCCACCCUUAACUUGUCCACUACAACGCCUACUCAGCUGCCUCCAACAGUGCCUCCCGCAUAUAUCGCCCGCAGUGGACGUCACGUUCACUUUCCCGAUCGUCUAGUUACUCAUUUCUCCUAG